Molecule: messenger RNA, 357 nt
Organism: Fraxinus pennsylvanica
Lineage: Eukaryota; Viridiplantae; Streptophyta; Magnoliopsida; Lamiales; Oleaceae
Source: the annotation of a GenBank genome assembly
AUGUCUACUUCUGUUGGUGGGUUUUUCUGGGUUUUCUCCCUUUUGUUAUUCCUCACUAGUCUCCAUGAAAUUAGAGCAAAUGGGUUCUUAGAAAAUGUCACGGCGGUGGAGGUUGCGGAGAUGGUGCCUCUAAUCGAACCGGGCAAGACAGAGAUGGUUUUGAUGUUGAACGAAACCCGGAGGAAGCUUGGGAGUUUUCAGAUUUGCUCACUUUGCACUUGCUGUGGAGGUGCCUCCAAAAGCUUCUGUUUGCCUUCUCCUUGUUGCUAUGCCAUCAAUUGUAACAUACCACACAGGCCAUUUGGUUAUUGCUCUUUCACUCCCAAGACCUGUAAUUGCUUUGGAUGCCAUCUCUAA